Molecule: messenger RNA, 3244 nt
Organism: Limulus polyphemus (Atlantic horseshoe crab)
Lineage: Eukaryota; Metazoa; Arthropoda; Merostomata; Xiphosura; Limulidae
Product: iroquois-class homeodomain protein IRX-6-like
Exons: 5
Coding region: 510-2174 (554 amino acids)
Biological process (GO): neuron differentiation; regulation of transcription by RNA polymerase II; cell development
Cellular component (GO): nucleus
Molecular function (GO): RNA polymerase II cis-regulatory region sequence-specific DNA binding; DNA-binding transcription factor activity, RNA polymerase II-specific
Source: RefSeq, a predicted model, not a curated record
CAAUGGUUAUGACGAAACCUGCUCACUCUGUGCUCAGCUAUCGCUGAACGCCGAACAGCCAAUGUUUUUGUGGCGAGGAAUUAAUAUGAUUGGCCUAGGCUGAAUACACCUCGCGACCAUCCCCCGAGAGUGCAGGCACACAACCGAAGCAGACGGCCGGCGACCUUCGCUGUUACACUUGCCCGCUACAAGUGGACGGUUUCGCUGAACACCAUAAGCUUAGAGGACGGGCGGGCCUGAACAGACGAGAACUAGGGCUCGAUACGGAAUGACACAUCAGUACACAGUGUUGUGAGCUGUUGACACGACCGCGCACACUUAGACCGCUUGUACCUAACAUUGUCACGAAGCACGGGAGGCGGCCGAAACAAGGCGCGUGGAAGCCUACCACCUGUCCGCCCUUGAUUAUAGUGUCUGACCACAGUCCAGUGUAGAACUGACUUGUGACUACUUGCUCUAGUGUGGCACAGAGAACUGGCCACUUCAUGAUCUUGCAGGGGCUGUGAACCAUGUCAUGUUCACAGUUUAGUUUUAAUAGUGCAUCAGCUAACACUCAGAUUCUCAUGCCAGGACAACCGGCGGCUCAGACUCUCCACUCAGCCACCGCCGGACAGAACUGUUGUGAAUCCGGGCGUCCAGUUCUCACGGAUCCCCUCACGGGACAAACUGUGUGUUCCUGCCAGUACGACGCCCAGAUACUCAACUACCAACGGCUAGCAGCCUCGGGCUUACCACUGAACAUGUACGGAACGGCAGCAGCGGCGGCGGCAGCAGCCUACACCGGCGAUCAGCCUUUUCUUCCGCUCACACCGGAGCAGUCGGCAUUCUAUUCCCCGACGGCUAAUGGGUUUGACUUGAAGGAGAAUUUGGAAGCCUGGAGAAGCUUGCCCUACGCAGCUCCUAUGUAUUAUCCAUACGACACUGCAGGAUUGGCAGGUUACCCUUUCACAAAUGGGUAUGGAAUGGACUUAAAUGGAGCAAGGAGAAAGAACGCUACCCGAGAAACCACGAGUACGCUCAAAGCCUGGCUAAACGAACACAGAAAAAACCCUUAUCCAACCAAAGGCGAAAAAAUCAUGUUGGCUAUCAUCACGAAGAUGACAUUGACGCAAGUUUCCACGUGGUUUGCUAACGCCCGGAGACGCCUGAAGAAAGAAAACAAAAUGACAUGGUCUCCGCGGAAUCGUUGUGACGAUGACGAUGGAGAUGGAGACGGUGAUGAUGAAGUUAGUAGAAACAAAGAUUUUGAAGAUGAAGAAACCAGCAAGAUGGAAAGAAAUAAAGAAAGUGGCAAAGAUGAUGAUGAUGAUGAUGAUAUUGGAGAUGGUUCACCGGAUACAAGGAGUGAAAUACUUGAGGUCGACCAUUCAAUCCACUCUCCAGCACAGCACGAAGACGACGAUCCUUCUGAGCGACUGAGAUUAGAUCUCAGGGAGACGAGUCUGUCCGUGAUGGGUCAGAAACGGAUUGCAAUAUCUAGCCCGUCGUCUGAAGCUUCUCUCGGUUCAGACUCCGAACCCUCACAACCGCCGAUUCUAAGACUGAGUGAUCCCAACCCAGCCCCUGAGCCUCGAACAACGCCCAGUAAACCAAGAAUCUGGUCAAUAGUGGACACGGCUACAUCCACUUCUUCAUCUGUUGCGGGAAACUCGUCGAGUCUUCUCAUAUCUUCUUCUCCACUGGUGUCAGGAUCCAACAAGAUGAGUCCUCUCCAGAGAGCAGCCCGUUUAGACUAUUUGAGUCCUUAUCCCAAACCCUCCUCUUGGUACUCUAACACAUUAGGUAGCACGGCUAUUCCAGGCUCCUUUCCUCUAUCAAGUGUCUAUAGCUGUCCACCUAUUGUUCCUCCUGGUCCUGCACUAACCUCAGCGAAUUCCGGCUCCUCCAACUGCACUCUAGUCUCCUCAUCUGUCCUUUCGGACUCUGCCAGUGUUUCAGCUUCCUUAAACCGGCUCAGAACAGCCGCAGCUGCCUUCAGUGGCAGCGAUGUAUCACUGAAUAAAUCAGGAGCAAGUUGUUCUUCCUCCGUUUUCGGCCUCGCUCUACAAGGAGCUCGACUUACUCCAUCCAUACCUCAUCCGGCGGGAUCUGCUGCUGCUCUAGCCGCUGUAUCCGGCAGUGCUGCUGGAAGUCCCGUAGGCACAGUUCUUCCUAGGAGUUCUUUGAUGUCAUGAGAAUCAGAAGCUUCUUAAAAGACAUUUUUUGAGCCAGUAAAAUUCGUGAGCGACCACCAAGACGACGUUCUCUGUAAACCAGUCUUGGUGGAGGACAGUGUCCGUAUGAACCUUAUAACCAAAGACGAGUUGCCAAAAUAACCCGAUCAAUGAAAAGACGGUUUUAAUGAAUUGAACCUGUAAAGUAUGAACUAUAGUAAACAAAUGUCAGAACAGUUUUCUCUACGAAGACGCCAAUAAUUCCAUUACCAGGACUCGACAUUUUCAGUUGAGGUGACUAGGUCUUUAUUAAAUGGAAGGCCUCAGAUGCACCACAUCCUUCCGUUUGAACUUGUAUAUAUUAUGUGAAUUUGCGUGUCGCAAGUGCCAGGGAUUGUUCGCUUUAAUAUAAACAUCAAUUAACCUUUCAUCAUAAUGUUCAUAGAUUGUAACAAUUACUAACUUUCUGAAGAUGUAUCCACGAAACUCUUUUUGGCGAACUUAUUAAAAGUUGGUUUUCAAGACAGCCACAGACAUUUUAGAAAUGCAAGGUGUGGGGAAACCUCUUUCAAGAAACAAGCUACAGAAAAAAACUAAAUUGUUUUAUGUAAAAAGAAAAAAAAACGAAACAUGUAUGUAUACAAGGCGUGUUUUUGUUGCCCUCCAUAGUAUCAGUUGUUGUGAUGUACACCCCUUACAUUGUUGGCCAUUGUCACUUUAUUGAUAUUGUAUAUGCAUGUGGUAUAUAAGUGAAAAAUAUUGAAAUAAGCGUGUUAAUUUAUUGCUUUUGGAACCAUUAAUAUUCUUUCUCCUCCUUGAUGAUUUUGAUUGUUAGUGUACCAAUGAUUUCACCCUUAAAUAGUGACUAAGCACAUAAAUCAUAGAAGUGCCGGAUUGGAGCUAUAAAAUAGUAGGCUUCCUUUAGAAUUUGGUAUAAGUUGGUUGAUGUGGUCAUCCACACCGUAUUGUAGAUACAUCACGAUCUAUGCUUAGCAAACUGGGAUUUCUAGGGUUAACUGAUAGACAACGACUUUCUAAAACGUGUAACAAAGAGAAUCUGGGAUGCAGUGUAAGAGAUUUUAUUAUACGCC